CAAACACAACAGAAAGGGAGAUACACUGAGUCGGAUAUAUUCUGAUGUCUCUUCUUUGUUAACCUCAUUGAAUCCAGGUGUACUAGGUGCAGACAUGGCUGGGUUACCUCCGGGAGACCCUCAGCUGGUGUCCAUGAUCGUCAACCAUUUAAAGACUCAGGGUCUCUUCGACCAGUUCAGGAGGGACUGUCUGGCAGACGUCGACACGAAGCCAGCUUACUUGAACCUGAAACAAAGAGUGGACAACUUCGUCUCUAAUCACCUUUCUAACCACACAUGGAGCCCUCAUCUGAACAAAAACCAGCUAAGAAACAACAUCAGACAGCUUGUGCUGCAAUCUGGGAUGCUGGAGCAGGGAGUGGACAGGAUCGUGGCCCAGGUGGUGGAUCCCAAAAUCAACCACAUCUUCAGGCCACAGGUGGAGAGGGUGGUCCGUGAAUUUCUGUCACCUGGCAGCUGUGCUGAAGAGCCACCGGCCCCGAAGCCUUUAAUAGAGACCAAACCAGACAGCAGCAUUCCAGAGCAAGCCUCGUCGUCUGCUCCAGCGACCACCUCAGCCAACGACGCCAUGUCCAUCCUUGACACCAUAACCUCUCUCAACCAGGAGGCUAGCGUCAGAGCAAGCUCAGGCACAGAGAAAGGACGCAGAGGCCAAGCUUCAGACGAGCCCAUGCAGCUAGUUGAGGACGGCGAGCAGGACAUGAGUCUUGAUGAGGAAGGAGACAACCACCAUGACGGGAGGUCAAUGGAAGAGGCAGAGGAAGCAAAGCUGGCAUCAGAGGUCCAGGCAUUAGAUGUGAAGACCGAAGACACGCAGGAUCAGAUGGAAGUGGGAAAAGAUAGAUUCACAGAGGAUGUAAAGACGGAAGAGGAAGAGUCAGGAGCUCAAGAACGCACAGAGGAGGAGAAAGACAAAGCUGCCAACAAAACAACUGGGAAACCGUCAGAGGAGAAGCAGGAUGAUGAUUUACUCAAAUCUACCACUCAGGCCAAGCAGAAAGCCAGAGAGAGGAUAAAGGAAGAAUACUCUCUGGAGGACUCUGACCUGGAAGGCCUGAGUGACAUUACAGUGAGCUCUGUCCACACCAGCGACCUGUCGUCAUUUGAGGAGGAAAGUGAAGAUGACGAGCUGCUGUCUGAUUCUUCUGAAGAGGGAGAGCUUCCACCAGACGGUGAGGGAUCAGAACAGAGAGAAGCCAGCGGAGACCAAGGAGAAGAAGACAAAGAGCGUAAACCCCGGCGCAAGGCCUACGUUCACAAGCCCUUCCUCUACUCCCGUUACUAUAGUGACUCAGAUGAUGAAAUCACUGUGGAGGAGCGUCGUAGAUCUGCUGCAAAGGACAAAGAGGAAAGGCUGCACAAGAGACAGCAGAACAGAGAACGAAUGGAAGAGAAGCGCAAGCAGAAAGCAGCACAGGCUGAAGAACAAGAUCAGAAAAAACAAAGGAGUGGAGACUCCACUGGGCUGGAGGGUCCCAGGGCCAAAGAGGCUCGCAAGGAAAAGAAAGUUCUGGAGAAGAAAAUGGCUCUCAACAGGAAGAGGAAGCUUUACUCAAGGAAAGAGGGAGAUGUUUCAAGCAAGAAGAAAGGAGAUACAGGAGAAGGAUAUAGAAAGGCAGAAGUGAAAUCCACAGCAUCGAAGAACCCCCAACAGAAGCUGAUGAGAAAUCUGUCAGAAUCAGUAUCGUCUGACGAAAGGCAUCGAAGGAUGAGCGGCGGCGUCUCAGAGGAUUCCAGUGACACCAAAAAGCUGUCUGACAAAGGUCGGACACACUCCUUCAUCUUGGAGUUGGAGCAAGGUUCCCAAGAAGCUCUCAGGCAACGUUCGGUUGGAAAAUUCGACCGGUCAUCCCGCAAAGAACUUCAUUCUAAAGAAAGAAAAGAGAAAGAGCGCAGUUUGUCAGAUGAACGUGCCAAACUCAAACUAAAGCCGGAGAAAAAAUCUGAACAUCAGGCAGACGAAUCUCAGCAGAAGGAAAGUGCCACAGGUAAAGUGUCCUCUGAAGAGAAAGGUGAGAAGAAGCCUAAGGUCAAAAGUGAGAAGAAAAUGACAGGAAGUUCAAGAGAAGGAAAACCAUCUGUGUCUGAAGGUGUUGUUGAAGAGGGUCCUAAAGAUGUUACAGCCAAGAAGAUGAAAGCUCCGUCAGUGGAGGCUGCCAAAGCAGAGAAGGACAAGGAGAAAGAAAAAGACAAAAUUAGAGAGAAGGACAAAGAGAAAGAUAAGGUCAAAGAAAAGGAAAAGGCCAAGGGAGAGAAAACUUCAGCCAAAAGUGAUUUCAAGCAGCUGCUCCGCCCUGAUUCAGCUGGCUCCUCUGAGGAUCGUUCUGACAUGGAGCCCGGCUCAGACGGCAGCAAGAAGAAAGAUAAACACGCCAAGGAAGUCCUGAAGAGGUCAAAGAGCCACACUGAAGACAGGCAAGGAGACAAACCCAAAUCCAAACAAGAAAGUAAAGACAUUGAGAAAGAGAAGACUAAAGCUGACCAGGAUAGCCAGAAAACGAGUAAAUCCAGCUCUGAAACUGACAAAGAUCCAAAGAAAGUCAAGCCAACAGAAAAAGGAAAAAUCGUGGAAAAAUCCAAAUCCAAAUCUAAAGAAGAGACAAAGACUCCACUGUUAUCAAAGACAGACAAGAAAGUUCAGAGUUUAGAAGUCAAAAGUACAGGAGGAGCACCUGUCAGCAAACCUGAGACAGCGAAGGAGAAGAAAAAAGAGGGAACUGUGAAGGAACAGCAAAAAGUCUCUGAAGAAGCUCUCCAAGAGAAAUCUGAGAGUAAGAGUGCAAAGAAAAAACUGGACAAGAAGGAUAAAGUCCCAGAAAAGAAAGAUGACACCCAAGAGGAGAAGAAAGCAUCCAGAGAAGACAAAGUGGAAAAGUCUGAUAAGUCUUCCAAGUCUUCGGUUUCCUCUCCGAGUCUCGAAACUGAGGAGCAGCCAAAGAAACCAUCUCUAAUCCAAGACACUAGCACAGACUCUGAACCUGUCACCACCACUGUCACCACCUCGUUUUCUGACGAUACCUGCGAUGCACUGAGUGACAUCACGCCUGAACCAUCUGAAGGCGAGACAGAAUCGCGAGAGCUGCCAGCUGUGCCGGUCGAGGCUGAUGCUCUGCUGACUCUAAUGGACGUUUGCACAUCGGCGGACGCUAGACUUCCACCGGACGCACCUCCCGAGAUGACGCUUCAGGAGGCUGAUAUGAAGAUGAAAGAAGCAGCUCUGACUCUGCUCUCCAUGGACCCUGACAGCGCAGUGUCUUCCAGCUUUAUCGGGCAAGACACAAAGGAAGAACCAGAGGUAACUCCACCUGCUCCACAACCGCUGGAAACCUCUACAGCUGAAGAGAAGGAGCAGAAUCCUCCCACGAAUGUGCAGACAGCCGCUCAGCCGUCGCCCACUGUGCCUCAAGAAACUGUUGAGCUUGCUGAUGAAAAACAAAACACUGCAGACAAUUCUGAAACCAUGAAGAGAGAAAUGGAUGAGUCAAAGGUGGAGACCUCUGGUGUGCUUGCUCCACAGGAGGCUGACACUACCUCAAAUGAACAACAAUCUCCUUCACAUGAGGAAGAAGCUAAAGGAGCAGAGAUCACUCCUGAAACACAGCCAGAUGAGGCGUUGGCACCACCUGCUGACAAAGAUGUCGCUGACGCUGUUUUCGAUGGAAACACAGAGGAAAGCACAGAGAUUGUUGCUUCUAACGCACAUGAUGCUGAACAAAUUUCAGAAACAUCCAGUAAACAAGAGCAAACUGAGCCAGAUGUUUCAGACGCAAAGACGUGUCCCAAGGCAGACGAGGCAGCAGCUGAGGACAACCAGGCCAAGACAGACAUAGACAACAGUGAAGUUGAGAUUAAAGCUCAGGAGGUAGAAAAUGUUGCAGAGGAGAAGAGUGAUCCACAAACUAUGGAAGCCAGCACUCCAGAGAAGACAGAGGAGGUCAGAGAAAAAGAGCCACAGACUGAGUCCAAACUGGUUAAACAAAUCAGUUACGUGUCCAGCGCAGACAGCCAGGAAGAUGAGAUGGGAUCAGAUGUGUCAGAAAAGGAAGAGAAGACGGAGGGAAGAGGAGGACGUAAACGAAAACUGUCCAGUCAGAAAGUUGCAGCAGUGAAAGAAUCUGGUGAAGAUAAAGAUGAAAAGGAAAGUCAAGAUCAACCAUCUACUGAGGAAACCGAUCAAGAGCAGGUUGCAGAAGUCAAAACGCCGCGCAGAGGACGAUCAUCCAGAUGCACAGAAGAGGUGGAGAAGGACCAACCUCAACAACCUGAGAAGCUGGAGGAGACUCCGAGCCGCAGAGGAAGACGUUCAGGAGCAACAGCAAAAGAAAACCCUGCUGAUGAUCAUAAGAAAGAUGAGAAUAAAGACGAGGAGAAGGCCAAAUCCUUGUCUGAGAAAGAAGAGGGAACUGAAGAGGAAAGUGGGCCAAAGAAAAGUGGUCGGCGAGGAAGUCAGACCAGUCUGCCGUCUCCAGCUGCAGAGGACAGAGAAGGUGAACCAGUGAUGAAGAAGACGAGGUCAGAGGAAGUGGCGGAAUCUAUGGAGGAAACCCAGUCUGAAGAGGAGGCGAAGAAAGACACCAGUGAGCAAGAACAAAGCGAGCAACAACCUGACAAAGACAGCGGUUCUUCCCCGUCAGUGAGCCAGUCAGAUGGACUAGAAGAGGUGAAAGAGGAGAGUUGCAGUGAGAAGAAACCGAAUGAUGAUGAGGAGGAGCAACAGCAAGAGGACCAAGAGACAACUCCAAAGAGACCUGCUCGAAGGGGACGGCCCUCAAAGGCAGCAGUGCCCGCAGAUGAUUUAGAUAAAAAUGACAAGAAGCCAGAAGAAAAAGAAGGCGAGCAGAAUGAGGAAGAGGAGGAAGAUGACGAUGAGGAAGGAAAAGGACCUGCGCCCAGAGCUACCACGCGGUCAGCUUCUCGCCUGGAGGCUGAAAGAAACAAGCCAAGCAAACCCUCCACCCGGGCAAGUCGACAGAACGGUAAAGAGGAGACCGCAGCUGGCACGCGCGGGUCGAGGGGCCAGGCAGCGGCAGCGAAGGGGGGCCGUAAACGGGAGGCCAGCCCCCCUGCGGUGCGAACGCGGGGAGGACAGAAAUCAGAGGAGCCCCCUUCCAAGAGAGCCAAACGCUAAAAUCUUUGAGAGUUCGCCCCAACAGUGUUUUUUUUAUUCACUCCAUAUUCAAGUGAGAACACCGCAGUUUUGUUGUCGAGGGUCAGAGAGUCUCUGCAGUCAAGUUAGCACAUAGAUCUGUUUCUGCUUCAUAGGCUGGAGAUAUUGAAAAGCUCUGGAUAGUAUUAUACACUUUCCUCUCGUGGUUGAGUCUAAACCUGAGGAUCUGUGCAGGAAUCCCUCAGAAUACCUUCUACUGCACUACGCCCAUAUGGUUUGGAUCAGACUUCAUCAUUCCUUCGUUUAUUUAGUAAUGCCCACUGAACCAGAGUGUUUCAGGCCAAUCAAAGGCCUAAUGUUGUAGUCGAGUCGUGCUUUGAGAUAAAGAGGGUGAAUUGAAAUGAGCUGUCAGUCAAGAAACCUGAUUGUGUCUCGGUGUGUGCAGAGACUGUUGCACCUCCACAGACGUCACUGUAACACAUGAAAUGUUAUCUGACUGGAUUUAAAUCUACACACUUGUACAUAGAAAUCCCAGUGAAGUGCCUUUCACUGUGAAUUUUUAUUAUUGAAUAUUCAUUCUGUGAAUGACAGGAGGAGUUUUCCUCCCCACUUUUUAAAGGUUUUUUUUAUACAAAAUACUUAAAAGUUAAGGGAAGUUUUGUAAUGCGUCUGUUAAAACAGCAGAGCAGUAUUAGUCACUGACAGGGAAAACAUGAUAGUUUGUCUCUAUAAACUGAAUCUUCCUCAUGAUGUAUUUGCAACAAUGCCUGCUGCUGUUUACUGUAGUAAUGUUUUAUUAAAAUGGAGGUAAUGUAGUUAUUUGUAUUGCUUUACAGUAUAUAAAUUGAAUGGUGUUAGAUAUCUUGCAUAC
This is a messenger RNA of Scomber scombrus (Atlantic mackerel), 5978 nucleotides long. It is a transcript of the gene bod1l1, whose product is annotated as biorientation of chromosomes in cell division 1-like 1. Lineage: Eukaryota; Metazoa; Chordata; Actinopteri; Scombriformes; Scombridae. The transcript is spliced from 30 exons. The record is from RefSeq and is a predicted model, not a curated record. Bases 95 to 5128 code for a protein of 1677 amino acids.